Molecule: messenger RNA, 1603 nt
Organism: Menidia menidia (Atlantic silverside)
Lineage: Eukaryota; Metazoa; Chordata; Actinopteri; Atheriniformes; Atherinopsidae
Source: the annotation of a GenBank genome assembly
AAGGACUUCUGAGUCAGCAAAAGGGGUGUUACAUUCCUUCCUGUUGCAUUCAUGUCAUACUGGUGAGGUGAGUAUAUUUCCUCGUAGCAGCAGUCAGGGUUUAUCAGAGUUGAAUUCCUCCCUGGGAAGUUCAUGAACAUCAAAUAUGAUUCGUUUUCAUUGUCUUUUGGUGUUGUUUUUUUCCCUUGUCAGUUCAGUUCCCUCUUAUUAUUAUCAGUCCAGAGCAUGUUGUUCGUUCAAGGGUCCACACUUUGAAAGCACGGAGUAUAUUCUUGUUUUUAGUUUGAACAAACAUGAAAUGGUAGAGUACAACAGCACAAGAGGAAACUGGACUGGAUUUACAGCUUUUUCAGUUAUGGUUGCAAAUGAUUUCCACAACAAUCCUCGCAAUGCACCUCUAAGAAAUUUAGAAAAAAAGUUGCUGUGCGAAAAGAACAUGGACUUCAUCAAAAGCCUUGGAAAUCUCACUACAGCACCCACCGUCAAUAUCAAACUACUGAAGCAGCCUGAUGGUAGACACCAAGCCCUGCUUGUGUGCAGUGCCUACAACUUUUACCCCAAAAAAAUCCAAAUGACAUGGUUGCGAAAUAAUGAAGAUGUGACCUCAGGACUCACUUACUCCGAUGUGAUGGCUGAUGGAGAUUUGUAUUUUCAAAUUCAUUCUUUCCUGGAGUACACGCCGAGUGUGGGAGAAACUAUCACCUGUGUGGUUGAACACGCCAGCCUCUCAGAACCAAAACUGAUCAUCUGGGACAACUCUCUUCCUGCUAAAAAACACAUCCAAGUUAUUGUUGGAGUGAGUGGACUUGUACUUGGGAUUGUUCUGAUGAGCUCUGGGUUAAUCUACUACAAGAGGAAGUCUGCUGCAAACACUACUGUCAGCCAAGUUUGCGUCUUCACAGAAGAGAGUCAUCAACUUUGUCACAUCUUUGGAUGCUUUGACUCAAGUGACACUCAGGUUAUCGUAACUCUGGAUGAUGAUGAGUUGUACCAUGUGGAUUUUAAAAAACAUAGUCUUGUUUGGGAGAACAAAAUUCCAUCAUUUCUCCGUGUCGAGUGGCCUUACAAAUAUGAGGAAUGGUAUAGAGAUGUAUGUAAACGUAAAGCAUAUAUAUGGACACCAGACAAGUCAGCCACAAGGAGUGAAGCUCCACCAGAAACUGUCAUCUACCCCAGAGAUGGAGUGAUAGAAGAAGAAGACAAUACCCUCAUCUGCUUCAUCAACAAAUUCUUUCCUCCUGUGAUAAACAUAAAGUGGACAAAGAAUGAUGAGGAGGUGACAGUGAAAGAUGCUUUCAUUAAAUCUAUCGCCAAUCCUGAUGGGACGUUCCAUGUCUUCUCCUACCUGAACUUUAUUCCAAAACAAGGAGACAUCUACAGCUGCACCGUGGAGCAUGAAGCACUGGAGGAGCCUCUGACCAGGUUUUGGGAAGUUGAAACAGAGGAGAGUAAUGGUCUGGCUGUCUUCUGUGCAGUUGGCCUCUUUGUUGGGCUUGUUGGAGUUGCUGGAGGAACUUUUUUUUUUUACCACAGUCUCCUGGGUGCGGAACCAUGGAACCGACAGAGGAGAGACAUGGAGGAAAUGCAACGCCACCACAGUGUC